GAAGCCGGUGGCUGAAGAGAUACGCGACGGAUGCGGUCAAAGGAUGAAUAACCACUUGUCCAGUAUUCUGAAGAAGGAUGCUUAUUCAAGUAUGGGAUGAAGUACGUUCAGAAGUACACAGAUCAGACACUUAAAACUUAACCACUCCUAUUAUCACUUUUUUUUUUACUUGAAACUCUGGAAAUCGGACUGUUGUGAACACUGAAGGCUGAAUCCCCUUGUUGAUGGAAAUGCCACAAAAUCCGAGGGGAGAAAACACCUUUAUUUCAACCCAGUCAUUUGUUUUUUCCAGCGUACCCAUUCCAGUUGAGAAUGGAUUUAACAUCGACUCUUCAGGCACCAAAGAGCUAUGUCGCACACCCUUGAGCAAUGGCAUUGUACUUUCAAAUGCCAACAGUCCUUUAGACUCCUGCAUGCAGCCCCUCUGCAGUGCCACAUCUGGUAAAUCCAGUCCCUGUAGUGAAGAAGUCAAAUAUGUGUCUUCGGAGGGAGAAAACAUUGCCUGUGGCUGGGGGGCUUUCACCCCAGAUUGUUUACAGUUUUUCAAUACACCCAAAGGAAUACUCUUUUUCCUCUGCAUGGCCUCCUUUCUUCAGGGGAUGACGGUGAACGGCUUCAUCAACACCGUCAUCACCUCCAUCGAACGUCGCUAUGAUCUUCACAGCUACCAGAGUGGGCUUAUUGCCAGUUCGUAUGACAUAGCAGCUUGUGUCUGUCUGACCUUUGUCAGCUACUUUGGAGGCACUGGACACAAACCUAGGUGGCUUGGGUGGGGGGUGUUGGUAAUGGGGCUUGGCUCCCUUGUCUUUGCUUUGCCUCAGUUUACCACCGGUAAUUAUGAAGUGAACUUCUCAGAAGAGUUUGGAAUAUGUGGCUCAAAUCAGAAUAUAUCCUGUACAGGAAGUACCUCAAGCCUCUCCAACUACAGGUUUGUCUUCAUGCUCGGGCAAUUCCUUCAUGGGAUUGGUGCAACACCACUGUACACUCUGGGAGUGACCUAUCUCGAUGAAAAUGUCAAGUCAAACUACUCUCCGGUCUAUAUUGCAAUCUUCUAUACAGCUGCAAUUCUUGGUCCUGCAGCAGGUUACCUGAUCGGAGGAGCACUGCUGAACAUUUACACUGAAAUUGGCAGACCGACUGAACUAACUACAGAAAACCCUUUGUGGGUUGGGGCCUGGUGGAUUGGGUUCCUAGGGGCUGGUGCAUCUGCCUUCCUCAUUUCCAUCCCCAUCCUUGGCUACCCUCGUCAGUUGCCAGGAUCUCAGCGCUAUGUGGUAAUGAGGGUGUCUGAAACGCAUCAGUUAAAGGACGGGAGCCAUAAGACGGCAUCUGAUCCAGACUUUGGGAAAACAGUCAAAGAUCUGCCUCUCUCAAUCUGGCUGCUGCUGCGGAACCCUACGUUCAUCCUGCUCUGCUUAGCUGGGGCAACGGAAGCCACCCUCAUUGCUGGCAUGUCGACUUUUGGACCCAAGUUCCUUGAAUCACAGUUCAGUUUAAGUGCUUCUGAAGCUGCUACCUUAUUCGGUUACCUGGUGGUGCCAGCAGGGGGAGGAGGUACAUUCCUUGGUGGAUUCUUCGUGAACAAAUUUAAGCUUCGCUGCUCAGGAAUUAUCAAGUUCUGCCUUUUUUGCACAUUGAUAAGCCUGUUAGCAAUCUGCAUAUUUUUCAUGCACUGUCCGAACAUGCCUAUGGCUGGUAUGACACUUAAGUAUAAUGGGAGCAUGUUGCCAGAAGGCAGUCUACAGCUGUUGGCUUCCUGCAAUGAGAAAUGUGGGUGUCUGAGGGAGAUCUACAGUCCGGUGUGUGGUACAGACAAUGUGAUGUACUACUCUCCCUGCCAUGCUGGGUGCUCCACAGUGUCCGUACUUCCAGAAGGGGGUAAGAAGGUUUACCGUGACUGUAGCUGUAUUCCUCAGCAUUCCCCUUCUCGUUUGGGUCAUGCUACGGCAGGGAAAUGCACUUCAUCUUGUCAGAGAAAGUCCCUUCUUCUGGUUUUCAUAUUCGUUGUAAUUUUAUUUACAUUCCUAAGCAGCAUUCCUGCUUUAACUGCAACUUUACGGUGUGUCUCUGACCGGCAGAGAUCCUUUGCACUAGGAAUUCAAUGGAUUGUAGUACGCACUCUAGGUGGAAUUCCAGGCCCAAUUGCCUUUGGCUGGGUGAUUGAUAAAGCUUGCUUACUCUGGCAGGACCGAUGUGGAGAUCAGGGAUCCUGCUACAUUUAUCAGAACUCUGCCAUGAGCCACUACACCCUCAUUGCUGGAAUUGUUUACAAGGUGCUUGGGAUCAUUUUCUUUGGCUCAGCCUAUUUGCUGUAUAAGCCACCAAGAGGCUCCCCAGACUCCCCAGUAGCAUCUCCUCCCAGCAGUUCAAGUGCUUCUGAAAAUACUACUGACCUCCAAGAGCGUGGCUCUGUCCUACAAACCCAGAAUAGUGUUUAAACAUUGCGUUGUGUCUCUCCAUAUCAGCCCCACAUCCCAAUGUAUUGCUGAAAUCCCCAUUUAAUUUCAUCACUUACAUCUGUACCCAAUAGCUUGAGUUUUUCUCAGAAGGGCUAACUAAGCACUUAUUUGUUCUUCUUAAUAGAAGUGAUAAACCAUUCUGAUGUGCGCCAAUCCAUCUUUACCCUUUAAAAAGCACAUAUUGGACUCUCGUGUCUGAGAGAAACUGAAAGACUUCUUAUUAUUGAGAUAAACUGAUGGGUUAAGUUUUGAUUUCCUCAGUGAAGAAAAGUCAACUUGUUCUAGUCACAGGUAAGCAUGAUGGGAGAAAGAAGAGAAGAAUGAGGCCAGUCCUGGACAUAGGAGAAGAGCAUGAAGUCCCUCUGUUCUAACUCUGCCUCCUCAUAAGAAAAGAUGGUAGCAGGAAGAAGAAACUAAACAGCAGAGACAGGAAGGAAACAACGGCCUGGACUUCAUGGGAAGUCAAGAGGGGUCUGUCUGAAUCCACCGCUACCACCACCACCAUCACCAUGCACAACUUCAUAGUUGCUAUUCGGUAUGUGUCAUAGAUGGACUCCUAUUUGACCUUGGGAGCUGAAGACUGAGCCAGGUCAGCACAAGGAAUGUCAGACCCCACCUUGGCCUUCCUUAUGUUCUGUCACUGCCAAAGCCUCUGAUCCUGUACCCUUUCCUAAGCUCCUUUGGUUCCUCAACUGUGGUUUCUAGUUCAGUAUACUUUAUUUGAAACAGGUGGUCUUGGAAGACAUCUUAGGAUCCACUGGAAUGCGUUGAAAGCUUUUUUUUUUUAAU
Molecule: messenger RNA, 3248 nt
Organism: Vombatus ursinus (common wombat)
Lineage: Eukaryota; Metazoa; Chordata; Mammalia; Diprotodontia; Vombatidae
Gene: SLCO4A1
Product: solute carrier organic anion transporter family member 4A1
Exons: 13
Coding region: 225-2438 (737 amino acids)
Biological process (GO): sodium-independent organic anion transport; transmembrane transport
Cellular component (GO): membrane
Molecular function (GO): protein binding
Source: RefSeq, a predicted model, not a curated record